AUGGAGGAGACUUUGUGGCCAUUAAAUAUGUCUCAUUGGAAAAUAUUGUUCAAGAGGAUCUUAACACCAUUCUUUCUAAAUGAGGCUGAUGCUAACACUCACUCAGUGGUUGGAACUCCUUACUGGAUGGCUCCUGAGGUUAUUGAAAUGUCAGGAGUUUGUGCUGCUUCUGACAUUUGGAGUGUUGGAUGCACUGUUAUCUUCUUCUUCUUUUUGCUCCGCCUCCGUAUAUAUACUUUCAAUGUCACUUGCUUUGUAGUUGUGAGCUUUCAGUUUCUUCUUGUUUGCUCUAGUUACGUCCGUUCCUCUUUCCGUUAUUUUACCCCUCAUCUUCUGAUGCGUGAUUUUCAGUGUGUAACCUCGUUGGGCAUCUGGGCAAUUUGA
Microthlaspi erraticum is the source of this 384-nucleotide messenger RNA. The record is from the annotation of a GenBank genome assembly. Lineage: Eukaryota; Viridiplantae; Streptophyta; Magnoliopsida; Brassicales; Brassicaceae.